AUAAACAAGCGAGGUUCGUGCAUCAACUGUUUUACGUUUCAAGAGACUCUUGUUUCGCUUCAGUAUUUAUAUUAUGGGAAAUCACGCUAUUUUCGAUUCAGCUGUCCCGUGAUCUUUAGUAAGCACUAGUUAUGGAUGAGGACACUGACGAGGUACAGACUGGGGCCCAUAACCUUCAACAGAUCCAGCGACAGAUCCACGAGCUGGUGGAUGUACUGGACAGUAACGUCCAGUUGUUGAUGAAUCGCCACGGCAAUGUAGAGGAACUGGAGAAACUGUCAGAGCAGCUGAAGGAGAAGGCCGGUGAAUUUCAAGUUAUCACAAGGAGAAUGAAAUACAAGCAAGUGGUCCGGAACAAUAGGUGGGCCCUGAGUAUUGGGCUGGUGGUGCUGGUGGUGGUGCUCAUAUUGGCCGGUGUCAUCAUCUCGGUGGUGUAUAACGAUCGUAAUUAAGGUCGUGCCCAAUUUUAAAGUACAUGUUUAUUGAUCUCCUUUAGAAGAAGAGUUCUGUAAAAAAGUUACAGGAAAUACUCAAAUACUCAGAGGAUUUAAAAGCUUAAAUAUAUAUUUCUUUACUUAAUGAUAGUUUAUAGCCAAACAAAUCACAUCGAAGAGUUAAGGUAGAUCUGCUGAGUAAUUUGUUGGCCCCCCAGCCUCCUGAAGGAACCCAAUCUGAAGCCAGUGUCCGCACGGUCAGUUACCGUGUACCAUCUACAAUGUACAUGCAAUUAUAUACUAUAUUUGAAAGAGUUAUUAUCUCUUUUGGUUAACCUGAACCAAUAAUCUGUUAUCCCUUCUUCAUGAAUGUACAUGUACCAAUUAUUGUCAUCUAUUAUUUAUAUUGUAAUUUGUACAUAAUGUAUAUAAGUAUUUUCACUACAUUGUAAAUUCAGUUGUGAGAAUAAAGUUCAAGUGUCAUUGCAUACUGUGUAUGUGUAAGAGAGAAUUUAUGUUUGUGUUUUGUUGUAUAUUUAACCAUUUAACUGUACAUUUAUGUAGAUGAGAUGAUCAUGUCUACAAUUUGUAACUUAAAAGGAUUACAGAGGUGCAACUGAUUAUACAUGUAUUUAUAAAUGAACAUAUUCUUAUUUAAUUCCAUUAUCAUUUUUCGAUUUUUGUUAAUACUAUAUUGGGCAUUAAUGUUUAGAGGAUGCAUUGUAUUUUUUUUAAUGUAAAUACCUCCAGUUUAUGUCAUGAUUUGAAUCUCACCAAAAGUAUAUUAACGUUGUUCGUAUCAAUGAAAUACAGAUAUUACUCUAUUUAAAUGAACAUGCACCUGUGUAGCUUACUUAUUUUAAUUUAUGCAUGUAAUAAAAUAAAUUCUUAUAUCAUU
This is a messenger RNA of Magallana angulata, 1332 nucleotides long. RefSeq lists its product as uncharacterized. The transcript has 3 exons. NCBI's taxonomy places the organism in Eukaryota, Metazoa, Mollusca, Bivalvia, Ostreida, Ostreidae. Gene Ontology annotation, cellular component: plasma membrane; SNARE complex. Gene Ontology annotation, molecular function: syntaxin binding; SNAP receptor activity. Gene Ontology annotation, biological process: vesicle fusion; vesicle-mediated transport. The record is from RefSeq and is a predicted model, not a curated record. Bases 132 to 452 code for a protein of 106 amino acids.